Molecule: messenger RNA, 591 nt
Organism: Procambarus clarkii (red swamp crayfish)
Lineage: Eukaryota; Metazoa; Arthropoda; Malacostraca; Decapoda; Cambaridae
Source: RefSeq, a predicted model, not a curated record
AUGGUACUGGUGGCUGCCAGCCCACCACCAUGGUACUGGUGGCUACCAGCCCACCACCAUGGUACUGGUGGCUACCAGCCCACCACCAUGGUACUGGUGGCUACCAGCCCACCACCAUGGUACUGGUGGCUACCAGCCCACCACCAUGGUACUGGUGGCUACCAGCCCACCACCAUGGUACUGGUGGCUACCAGCCCACCACCAUGGUACAGGUGGCUACCAGCCCACCACCAUGGUACUGGUGGCUACCAGCCCACCACCAUGGUACUGGUGGUUACCAGCCCACCACUGUGGUACUGGUGGCUACCAGCCCACCACCAUGGUACUGGUGGCUACCAGCCCACCACCAUGGUACUGGUGGCUACCAGCCCACCACCAUGGUACUGGUGGCUACCAGCCCACCACCAUGGUACUGGUGGCUACCAGCCCACCACCAUGGUACUGGUGGCUACCAGCCCACCACCAUGGUACUGGUGGUUACCAGCCCACCACCAUGGUACUGGUGGCUACCGGUACUCUGACAUUGACAUCAAAAGCCAUUCUAAACUGAUAGGCGAUUCAGACUGCGAGCUACGGUGUCCAACAGCCUAA